AUGGACUCGGUCAAGGAUCAACUCAGAUCAUUGUUCAAACUGCUGGAGCCAACCGAACACUUUACUCAUGAUCUCGAUGGCCAGGUCAUGUGUAUCGAGAAUGGUUCCUAUUCAUUCUUCACACCAUCGACCAAUCAAUGGAUCAGCAUUCAGUCAUAUAAGCCAGAUGAAAGACCUUUUGAAGAGAUCGUUGAUAUGGCCAUGUCAACGGUAUACGCUCGUGGCUAUGUCUAUGUGUUUGGACCACGUGACUACACCUCUUCAACAUACUCUCGAUUCUCCUUGGUCACUCGAAAAUGGCAACUUGACAUCCCGAUGGUUGGAGUGGCGGCCAGCACAGAGGUGGCCACAUUCUAUGAUGGAGGAAAACUGAUCUAUCUACUCGGUGGCACAAGUACAUAUUCAUUUGAGCAUGGCACAAUCAGGCUCAAUCGAAUUGAUUCCUUCAACAUUGAAACACCACAGUUCUCAAGAGUUGGCGUGCUCCAGAAACCCGUCGCCAGAGGCUUCGCAGUAUUCAACAAUAAUAUUCUAUAUUAUAUUGGUGGAUAA
This is a messenger RNA of Acytostelium subglobosum LB1, 552 nucleotides long. RefSeq lists its product as hypothetical. The coding region runs from base 1 to 552 and encodes 183 amino acids. Lineage: Eukaryota; Evosea; Eumycetozoa; Acytosteliales; Acytosteliaceae. The transcript has a single exon. Gene Ontology annotation, molecular function: protein binding. The record is from RefSeq and is a predicted model, not a curated record.